AAACGUCGCCAAUCAACGUCUUCAUUUAAGACAACACAAAACGAGCCUUAAAUUUUAAUGGACCAUAUUUUAAAUGCAACGCUUAGAGGACACUUUUGGCAAUUUACCUUUUAUGAUAUAUAUAUAAAUAGAAGUAGGUAAGUCGAAUUAGGACCAGUGACUAAUACGAACAUGUUGUAUAAUAAUGAUGUGUCGUAGCAUUUACCUGUCGAACUGAGAGGGCCGGAGAGAUCACCUGUCUUUGAACCUCUGUCCAUGAUAAAGGUGUCAUUUCUAACAGGACAAAGAACAUAAAAACUACGCUGCAGUUGUCGCGGAUGCUUGAAUUUUUUUCGGUUGUUCACAUGUGCAGGACUAUGGUUUUUCCAUAAGAAGCGAAAUGAGAACAUCUGUUUAAAAAUUCACGUGCCGCUGUGUCCGAAAUGGAUUUCCUAAAGCAGACUAGUUUGUUAUUUCUAUGCUUUUUAUGGAACAUUAACAUCUGUUCUGGAUUUCAUUUAUCGCCGCAAACUAAUACGAGGCAGGCAAGUCGCCGCUUAAUUUCACCCAGAUCUUCACAGCUAAGACUAAUACCAAACCAGUCGUCUUCACGACGGACAUAUGACAAUUCUAAGUCAGUUCUUCAGUCGUCUUCACGACAAUGGAAUUCCAGGAAAACCCCUGUCAAGGGGCCAUCAUCGAAGACAAGGGCAAGAUACGGUAAGGCAUUACUGUCCAAAAUACUCCCAAUGAGAAGGACAGUGCAAAAACCGGUGAUCAGAAGGAAAAUAGGAAAAUCAGUUGACAGAAUUGACACUUCAAAAAUGACACACGGUGUCAAAAACACAGACCAAGGCAUAAAAAAGCCUCCAGUUAAAGACAGGGACUACACAUUUCAUACUGUGUUCCUGGCAGACCUCUUGUGUGGAAUUUGUGACAGUUUGCAGGGAGAGUGGAGAACUAACUGUAGGGAACAAAGGUGUGCCCGUGCCGACAACAGCUGAAAUUGGU
Molecule: messenger RNA, 990 nt
Organism: Saccostrea cuccullata (small rock oyster)
Lineage: Eukaryota; Metazoa; Mollusca; Bivalvia; Ostreida; Ostreidae
Exons: 2
Coding region: 423-983 (186 amino acids)
Source: RefSeq, a predicted model, not a curated record